Molecule: messenger RNA, 1186 nt
Organism: Melospiza melodia melodia
Lineage: Eukaryota; Metazoa; Chordata; Aves; Passeriformes; Passerellidae
Gene: CIB3
Product: calcium and integrin binding family member 3
Exons: 5
Coding region: 1-747 (248 amino acids)
Biological process (GO): calcium ion homeostasis
Molecular function (GO): magnesium ion binding; calcium ion binding
Source: RefSeq, a predicted model, not a curated record
AUGGCGGAACGGCCGCGCCCGCGCCCCCUGCCGGCACCGCCGCAACGGCGCGGCCGGGGCCGGGAGCCGUGCUCGAGUCCCGCCCGGCCGCUCCGUGAGGGGAACCGGGGCUGCCGUGAGGGGAAUCGGGGCUGCCGUGAGCCGCCUUGCACCUCCGUGAGGGGAACUCGGGCUGCCGUGAGCCGCCUUGCCGCCUCUGUGAGGGAAACCGGGGCUGCCGUGAGCCGCCUUGCCACCUUUGUGAGGGGAACCAGGGCUGCCGUGAGCCGCCUUGCACCUCCGUACCGAGACCUGGCCCCGCAGCUCGUUCCCCUUGACUACUCGGACAAACCAGCCGUGACACUCCCCUACGAGCUCAUCAGCAGCAUGCCAGAGCUCAAGGACAACCCAUUCCGGCAGCGGAUAGCUGAGGUGUUCUCAGAGCGCGGCGACGGCAACAUGACUUUGGAUGAUUUUCUGGACAUGUUUUCUGUGCUAAGUGAAAUGGCUCCCCGAGACUUGAAAGCUUAUUAUGCUUUUAAAAUUUAUGACUUCAACAACGAUGAUUACAUAUGCAAAUCAGACCUAGAGAAAACUGUUAACAAAUUAACCCGAAAUGAACUGACCCCAGAAGAAGUCAGCCUCGUGUGUGAGAAGGUGAUUUAUGAGGCUGAUGUGGACAAUGAUGGCAAACUGUCCUUGGCAGACUUUCAGCAUAUGAUUGUACGAGCUCCAGAUUUCCUCAGCACCUUUCAUAUUCGAAUCUGAAUCUCAUCAACCUCGGGGAUGGGGGAGCUUCUGGGACUUACAACAACCAUUACUUCACCUGAGAUUACCAUGAGAGCACAAGAUGAGAGAGGCAGAGAGGACAACUUCUGGUAACUGAACCACUCAGAGGUUCACUGAAGCACUAUCUUGAAUUUUUCUCUUUAAAAGGAACAAUUCAUUAAGCUCUCCAUCAGGAUUUCCCAGUAAUUUAGCAAAAUGUCUACCCACCCUCAGCUGGAGCAAACCUGGCCUGGACAGUCAGAAGGGAAAUAUUUUUCCUAAAGUUCAGAUACUACCAGGAAGUAAAGAAACUUGUAUCAAACUAUAACCUCUAAAAAUUCACCCAAAAAUGCCUUAACCAGUGAAAAAAUCCCUUUAGUUUCAAAGACAUAAGUAACUCCUGAUAAUUUAUGGUCUUAAUAAACGGUCCAAUAAAUCA